Molecule: messenger RNA, 908 nt
Organism: Daphnia magna
Lineage: Eukaryota; Metazoa; Arthropoda; Branchiopoda; Diplostraca; Daphniidae
Product: coiled-coil domain-containing protein 25
Exons: 5
Coding region: 124-753 (209 amino acids)
Source: RefSeq, a predicted model, not a curated record
GUAGUCCAUGGCCGGUUGUAGGCAGUGGUCCUCACACGUGUCAAUACCGACUUGUAAACUUCAAUCUGAAUGGUUUUUCACUGGCCAUCUCCCAUUAGCUGACUGGAUUUGAAAGUUUAAAAAAUGGUUUUUUACUUCGUCAGCACUGCAGUACAGCCAAGUUGUACCCUGUUUAUGGGAGAAGAAAAACAUGAAAAUGAGGAGUUGAUUAAGUGGGGAUGGCCUGAAGAUGUUUGGUUCCAUGUUGAUAAACUGUCAUCAGCCCAUGUUUAUAUAAGACUCAACAAGGGCCAAGUCAUUGAUGAUAUCCCAGCUGCUAUUUUAGAAGAUGCUGCACAAUUGUGUAAAGCAAACAGCAUCCAAGGAAAUAAAAUGAACAACAUUGAUGUUGUUUACACUCUUUGGUCGAAUUUAAAGAAGACCCCAGGGAUGGAGGUGGGGCAAGUUGGCUUUCAUAGGGAAAAAGAGGUCCGUAAAAUUAGAGUGGAAAAGAGAAUCAAUGAAAUUGUUAAUCGCCUAAACAAAACUAAAGUUGAAAGAAAACCAGAUUUACGAUUUGAAAGAGAACAAAGAGAUUGUGCAGAGAGAGAAGACAAAAAAAGGGUUUUGAAAGAGCAAAAAGAAAGAGAAAGAGAGGAAGAAAAAAGGAAGAAAGAAGAAGCUGAACUGAGGAGUUAUGACCGCUUGUUGAAGACAACAAACAUGAAGACCAAUAAAGACGACGAUGGAAAUGAUUCUGAUGACUUUAUGUAAAAAAAACUCUUACAUUGAAUAAUCAUUGGAUUAUUACAUUAAAUCUUCGCUUUCUUACAUACGAUACGUGAUGCAAAAGAUGCAUCGCAUAAGGCUUGACCUUCCUCUUAAUGAUAAAAAAUUUGAAAUAGAUAACGUGUUUGUGUUGGAACGUC